This is a messenger RNA of Sinocyclocheilus grahami, 1957 nucleotides long. Its product is annotated as zinc finger protein OZF-like. The transcript is spliced from 4 exons. Lineage: Eukaryota; Metazoa; Chordata; Actinopteri; Cypriniformes; Cyprinidae. Bases 76 to 1731 code for a protein of 551 amino acids. Gene Ontology annotation, molecular function: DNA-binding transcription factor activity, RNA polymerase II-specific. The record is from RefSeq and is a predicted model, not a curated record. Gene Ontology annotation, cellular component: nucleus. Gene Ontology annotation, biological process: regulation of transcription by RNA polymerase II.
GUUGGUUCGCCACCCACCAUAAAACCAGAAGAAGAAGAACCACUGAAGAAAGAAAGGAGACUGAGCACUCAGACGAUGCUGAGCAUGAAAGCGCAGGUGGAUGUGGUCUGCUGUAAAUCAGUAGGAACUGAUCUGUCCAUGCUGGAUAUUGAGGAUUUCAUCACAGAAAUCUGUCAGCUGAAGAAAGAGGUGGCUUCACUGGAGGCAAAGCUGAGAGAAAGAGGAGACCAACUGAACAGAGAGGAUGUGGAGCAGGUUUCAGUGCGUGCGGCUGAUGGGACAGAAGCUCAGGAUUCAGUCUGGAGCGUCAGAGAUCAGAGAUCCAGAGACACACAGGACUCAGAGCUCAGCCUCACUUUACUCUGUUAUACUGACGCUCAGGAUCAUGAAUCCACUGAUCAAACCUCUGACUGUAACGCUGGAGAACAGCAGAUGCUGCAGACGCCGCUGAAGAUGUGCUCCGUCAAACUGCUGGACUGCAGGAACCUGAUGGAGAGCCGAGGAGAAGAAACCACCGCAGAGAAAGAACAACAACACAGUGAUGAGGAAGAGGAGGAGGAGGAUGAGAAUAAUGGGGAUGAUGAUGAAGGUGACUUUGUUCCUUCAGACAAUGCUGGAGAAACUGCAUCUACAUCCAAAGAGCGAUGGACAGUGACGGACUGUGGAAAGAAAUUCAGCAAACAGGGUCAUUUAAUGAGACAUGAGAAAAAACACAGAGAACAGGAAGACUUCAUUAGCAAGAGUUUUCCUACCUUAGCAGAUAAAACACUUCAUUCAAAAGAGCACCGCGUGAAGAAGGAGUUUCGCUGUGAACAGUGCGGGAAGGAUCUUUUCACCACUCUUCAUUGUAUGAGAGCUCAUAUAAAGACACACGAGGAAAAGUCUUUCCAGUGCAACGAAUGUAGCAAGUUUUUCCGCAACAAUAGUAAACUUUCUAUUCACAAGAGGAUCCACACGGGUGAAAAGCCAUACAAGUGCCCUCACUGCGAGAAGAGCUUCACCCAGGGCUCUAAUCUGAAGGACCAUCUAUUUACACACACCAACGAAAGGCCGCAUCAGUGCAGUGAAUGUGGCAAGUUGUUCAACAUCAAACAAAAUCUUUCACGUCAUAAGAGGGUCCACACGGGUGAAAAGCCAUACAAGUGUCCUCACUGCGAGAAGAGCUUCACCGAGGGAUCUAGUCUGAAGAAACAUGUGCGUUUGCACAGCAAUGAGAGACCGUAUCAGUGCAGUGAAUGUGGGAAAACCUUUAUAAGCUCAGGUUCUCUAAAUUUUCACCAAAAAGUACACUCUGAUGACAAACCGUAUCAGUGUUCACACUGUGAGAAACGUUUCCAUCAUUUGAGUCACAUGAAAACCCACGAGAGGACUCACACCGGAGAGAAACCGUACCUGUGCUCCGACUGCGGGAAGAGCUUUUCUAGUUCAUUUUCUUUAAAAGUUCAUCUGAGAAUUCACUCGGGAGAAAGACCGUAUCCCUGUAGUGAUUGUGGGAAGAGGUUUUAUAAGCUAAGUGAUUUAAAAAAACACCAGAGGACUCAUACAAGAGAAAAACCUUUUAAAUGCUCACUUUGUGACAAGACUUUCGCUGUAUCAACUUCCCUGAAGAUCCAUAAACGAAUGCAUACAGGAGAGAAACCUUACUGCUGCUCCAUCUGCGGCGAGAGAUUCGCUUUUAAAUGGGGUUUUCAGACACACAAGAAGAAACACGCUGCCCCAGAAUCAUCAUAGCUUCAUCAUUUUAGGUUGUGUAAAAAUGUAGUGCUACGGGAACAUUAUUUUAUGGUUGUAAAAAAUAACCCCUUAAACUAAAAUGUCUCUAGAACAUUAUUUACUGGGUAGAAAUAAAUCGUUUGGAUGUAAAUUCACUGUAAUGUGCAGAUCAGUGUCUGAUAUUGGAUUUUUGAACUGAGCUGGACAGUGACAUCACUGAAUAAACAAUGAACUGACUUUAGCU